GCUCAAAUGACAAAUAUUUAUUGCAGAUUAAGACCUUCAGAUCUUUGAUAGGAACUAUUCUGUGUGCACAGAGAGCUCUGGUGUAAGGGUGACGGACAUUUUUUUGACUUUGGUAAAUCAUUAACAUCGAUUAAUCCCCAAGCAAAGGGAACAGUUUCAGAGGAAAGAUCUACAAAGUUACGGUCAUUGUGAAGUAAGCUCAGAAAUGAGGGCUUCUUUAAAACUCAUCAGCUUCACCUUUUGGAUUUUUUCUUUUACUUUUGCACAAGAUCAAGAAUGUCAUCGAAAAGACAUCACAGCGGAAAACAUAGAACCACUUGAGAAAGAAACCUACGCUCAUGGGACAACACUGAGAAUUAACUGCAUUACAGGCUACACAGGCAUUAAUAAAUAUAUAUGUAGUGACGGUCAAUGGCAACCGGUGACAGAACGAAAAUGCUCAAAGAAAAAAUGCGGUCAUCCCGGGGACACGCCAAACGGCGAUUUUACACUUUUAGACGGGAACACAGAGUUUGUUUUUGGAGCAACAGUACGAUAUACCUGCAAGAAAGGGUAUGAUAUGGCAAACAGAAUUUAUCAGCGAACUUGCAGGAACAGUGGGUGGGAUAAUGCCAUCCCUGUUUGUGAGGUGGUGACAUGCCCACCGAUUCCCGCAGAUGAAGAUUUAACAAUAUCUGGCAACACAGAAGAGGGAACUUACAGUGAUGUUAUUCACUUUGAAUGCAUGUCUCCGAACAAAAAGAUAGAUCGAGAGCAAAAUGACAUUUAUUGCAAUGAGAAAGGCGAAUGGAGUCUACCUGUUCCGAAGUGUAUAGAGAUAACAUGCACAGUAUCUGACAUACCACAUGGGACUGUUGAGUCAAACAAAGUGUACAAGAAAGAUGACACAUUACAAUACGAUUGCGAUGCGGGAUACAAACCCAGACAGGGAACACCAAGAUGCAACAAAUACGGCUGGAGUCUGAAGCCGGAGUGUGAAGAAAUAACCUGUGAACUCAAGGAAACAAAAUAUGGAAUACAAAAAAUUAAACCCGAGGGAAAAACUUUCUUUCGAGCUGGAGAAUCUGUGCAAAUUACCUGCUCUGAAACACACAGGAUAUUCUGGACAAAAGAAAGCAGAAAAACAUUUUACUGUCAGAAUGAUGGGCAAUGGGACAACAAUCCUACUUGUGAGGAGAUUAGAUGUGAAGUUCCACGUGACAGGCAUCUUUAUUCUCCAAGUUACUAUUUCUACGGCAAUAUGAAAUUGGAUGUGAAAAGAUCUUACAGUUGUUUGUCUGGAUAUCGUCAAAUGGCAGCCGUGGCCACAUGUACAAGAGAUGGUUGGAAACCAGAUCCACUGUGUGCUGGUACUGUAUGUCUUUCCAUCAACUCUCACAAUCUUUUUCCAGAAAAUCGCUGUGAAACACCAAACAUCCCAAACGCACAGAUUGUGAGUCCAGAACGCACUAACUACGAAGUCGCUUCCAAAAUAGAAUACAAAUGUCUUCAAGGAUUCGAACCCGAGCAGCCCAUAGUAAUCACCUGUAAUUCUGCAGCCAUAUGGAUAAACAUACAGAACUGCGUAGAAAAGGAAGGAUCUUGCUCAACACCAAAUUUGAAAAAUGGGCACAUAUACAGAGAUCCCCCUACAGAGGACAGUCUCUUUUAUUCAUGCAACACAGGUUAAAAACCAAUAACUGGGAAAUGGUGGGGAGCAGCGACAUGCAACAACGGCCGUUGGUCAAAUGAGCCGCGAUGUAUCCAGCAGGAAGAAUGUGGUGUUUUGCCAAGUGUUCAACAUGGACAUCUAAAAAAAACAAAUGGCAGUCAAUCUGCAGAAAUCGUAUGUGAUCCAGGAUUCAAAUCUUCACAAAAAUCAUUCAGAUGCCUCAACGGUACAUGGGAAAAACCGACCUGUGAAGUGGAUGAGGAGGGUUGUGUCAGUCCUGAAAGAGUUGAAAACGCGGUCAUCAUCUCUAAACCUCAAGAACGGUAUUCAUCUAGAUCCCAUGUGACCUACAGAUGUCAAAAAAAUGUCACAAUGAAUGGGGAUAGAAAAGUUGUUUGCCACAAUAAAAUUUGGGACAAAGCACCAACAUGUGAAGCUUUUUGUUCAAAGCCUCUUCUGACAGUAGACAAUGCCAAACUUAUUGAUGAAACCCAAGAUGGGAGGAAAUAUCCACAUGGAGACACAGUUCGCUAUGAGUGUGAUGAUGACUUUGAAUCUAUGGGAGAGACCAUCGCUAAGUGUGACGCACAAACCUGGAUUUACCCAGAAUGCAUUAGAAAAGCUCAGUGUACCAAACCGACAAAGAACUUGCGGUUUGUGACCCUGUUAGAUGAGAAAAGUCUAUACAACAACUUCGAAGGUUUGACAUACAGGUGCAAUGAACCAUAUGACAAAAUUCCAGAAGGAACUUUGAUGUGUAAAAGUGAAAAAUGGAUUGGAACCAUUGACUGCACAAGCAGCAUUUGUCCUCCACCACCUUCAAUUGAAGAUGGAGAUUAUAACAUUGAGGUUAAGAUCGAUGAGGUCAUCACAAAGGUUUCAUACUCUUGCCAAUCUUACUAUGUGCCGGACAAAGCACAGAGAUUUUACAGGUGUCAGGAUGGGAGAUGGGAGACGCCUCCAAAAUGUCUGAAGCCUUGUGAAUUUACACCUGAGAUUAAUGAGAAGUACAAUAUAAAACCUCUGCAAGAUAAAUAUGUAAAACACAGUGAAAGAAGCUUUACACGUGAUUGUAAGAAUGGAUGGAUGGUUGGAAGUUCGAGAGGAAAAUACAGCGUUACGGUGCGGUGCUCUGAUGGGAAGAUAACAAUUGAUCAAAAAUGUGAGUACAUGUUAGACAGAACACAGCGCUGGAAAAUGGAAAUAUAUCCAAUAAUUGUCUGUUUGAUUUUAGGUUUAAAUACACUUGGAUGGUCAAACGCUGCAGAAAAGAAAGGAUCUUGCACAACACCAAAUUUGGAAAACGGGUACAUACACACAGAUUCUCCUAAAGAGGAAAGUAUCUAUUAUUCAUGCAGCACACGUUACAAACCGCUCUCUGGGAACUGGUGGGGAGCAGCGACAUGCAACAACGGUCGUUGGUCAAAUGAGCCGCAAUGUAUUGAAGAGAAUAAAUGUGGUGUUUUGCCAAGUGUUCAACAUGGACAUCUAAAAGAAACAAACGCUGGACAAUCUGCAGAAAUCGUAUGUGAUCCAGGAUUCAAAUCAUCACAAAAAUCAAUCGGAUGCCACAACGGUAGAUGGGAAACACCAACCUGUGAAGUGGAUGAGGAGGGUUGUGUCAGUCCUGAAAGAGUUGAAAACGCGGUCAUCAUCUCUAAACCUCAAGAACGGUAUUCAUCUAGAUCCCAUGUGACCUACAAAUGUCACAGACAUUUCACAAUAAAUGGGAAUAGCAAAGUUUUUUGCCGCAAUUCAGCUUGGGACAAAGCACCCACAUGUGAAGCGUUCUGUUCACAGCCUCUUCUGACAGUAAACAAUGCCAAACUAAUGGUAACCCAAGAUGGGAGGAAAUAUUCACAUGGAGACACAGUUCGCUAUGAGUGUGAUGAUGGCUUUGAAUCUAUGGGAGAGACCAUCGCUAAGUGUGAUGGACAAACCUGGAUUUACCCAGAAUGCAUUAGAAAAGCUCAGUGUACCAAACCGACAAAGAACUUGCAGCAUGUGACCCUGUUAGAUGAGAAAAAUCUAUUCAACAACUUUGAUACUUUGAGAUACAAGUGCAAUAAACCAUAUGACAAAAAUCCAGGAGGAACUUUGACGUGUAGAGAUGAAAAAUGGAUUGGAACGAUUUACUGCACAAGCAGCAUUUGUCCUCCACCACCUUUAAUUGAAGAUGGAGAUUAUAACAUUGAGGUUAAGAUCGAUGAGGUCAUCACAAAGGUUUCAUACUCUUGCCAAUCUUACUAUGUGCUGAAAGAACCGAAAAAACAGUACAUGUGUAGGGAUGGGAUAUGGGACACGCCUCCAAAAUGUCUGAAGCCAUGCAAACUUACACCUGAGAUUUAUAUGGAUUACAAUAUACAACCUGUCCAAUAUAACUACGUACAGCACAGUGAUAGAGAGAUUGCACUUGAUUGUAAAACAGGAUGGAAUGCUGGAGGUGUCAAAAGAUCAGAUUAUGUGAAGGGGACAUGCUCUGAUGGGAAGAUAACUAUUAAAAAAAAAUGUGAUUCAAAAAAUAUAUUUGGAUAGACUAAGGUAAACACUGAGACCUGAAGCCUUCUGAUGUAACCAAAGCAUGAAGAUGGACAGACACACAGAGACAAGAACACAUAAAUGCAUUUAUGUUGCUGCAGUCUACAUGCUUAUCACACAGUUUCAUGGUUUCAAAUAAUCUUUAUAAAAUUAUCACUUCAGAAUAAAGAUUCACAU
This is a messenger RNA of Triplophysa rosa, 4366 nucleotides long. It is a transcript of the gene cfh, whose product is annotated as complement factor H. Lineage: Eukaryota; Metazoa; Chordata; Actinopteri; Cypriniformes; Nemacheilidae. The transcript is spliced from 26 exons. The record is from RefSeq and is a predicted model, not a curated record.